GUGAAAUCUUUAUUCUCGGCAACACUGUACCAGAAAUCAGCUAUCGUUUGUCUUAUCUGCAACAAAUAUUGAAACAUGCUAUAUGCAUGAAUCAUUCCUUUUGUUAAGGGGUCAGAAACGCUUCCCAUGUGGUGUUUUUUUAAUGAAUUUCACCAUGGGGAAUGUUGAAAGUUACUUUGCCUUCUAGUCUACCACAGUGUGUGUAAUGGAGCUAUUUUACGCAUGAUCCGAUCCUUUCAAUCCCUCUGCGGCUGAAGGCUCAUGACUCUUGCCUUCGCAAGCCGCACGAAUGAAGGCAGUGAUGGAGGGGCACACCAGAUAUGUAGGUAGUCAUCACGGUGUUAGGAUCGACGCCUCCAACAGAGCUUUUGUGUACAUCGACUUUUCUUCAGCACCAAAAGAGGAAUUGGCGUAUAGCGAGAUUUAUCAGUGGGGGAAAGUAGAUUUUCAGAGCACCAUCGAUAACUUCAUUAUUCACUCUCGACUUGCGUACGAUAGUUUUUUUUUUGCAUUUUUGAGAUGUUUAGGUUCCAGCGGUGUGCUUGUUGUAAUCGGAAAAAAAAUUUGAUAAGGGUAAGGUUAUAGAAUCUGUUUUCGCUAUUUUUCAGGACUUUACCGUCUACUCUGAAUGCGAAAAAGUGUUUUGAGGCUUUCAUGGGGAGGAAGCUAUGAACUACAAAACCUUACGCACUCCCUAAAUGCGGCAAUCUCUCUGUAUUCGCGCAGGUGUACCGAUGCUGUGUAGGAGGAAUCCCGAAGCAACUAUUAAAAGGAUUUACUAUUUACCAAGUAGCGUUGAAUCCAACAUAUCUUCUUUCCUUGAAAAGCGGUAUUUAAUUAUCCUAAUUGAUAUUUUUAAUGUCCAUGUGGAUUUGGUUGUUGAGUAGCAUAUUACGUCGAUUGUGGGGAGGACUUCCUCAGAUAGUAGCUAAAUACAAUGAGUAAUAAAUUAAGCCAUAUCAUCUUACAUUCCCUUGAGUUACGGACUGAAAGAGGAAACCAUGAUAAUAGG
Molecule: messenger RNA, 1012 nt
Organism: Phytomonas sp. Hart1
Lineage: Eukaryota; Euglenozoa; Kinetoplastea; Trypanosomatida; Trypanosomatidae
Source: the annotation of a GenBank genome assembly